This is a messenger RNA of Anopheles bellator, 2101 nucleotides long. RefSeq names its product aspartate aminotransferase, cytoplasmic (gene Got1). Bases 162 to 1376 code for a protein of 404 amino acids. Gene Ontology annotation, molecular function: L-aspartate:2-oxoglutarate transaminase activity; pyridoxal phosphate binding. The record is from RefSeq and is a predicted model, not a curated record. Gene Ontology annotation, cellular component: cytosol. Lineage: Eukaryota; Metazoa; Arthropoda; Insecta; Diptera; Culicidae. The transcript has 4 exons. Gene Ontology annotation, biological process: L-aspartate biosynthetic process.
GUUACACAACGGAACGCUGAAGCGAAAUAGAUAAUUACGAGCCAACGGUAUUCGUAUCGCAGUAUCAAUAUUAUUCGCGUAUUCGCAGCUCAAGUAUCGCAGUUCGUCAGCUCUGUGUUCUUCGUGGUUUAGUGUUUUCUUGUGUUUGCUUGGUACCCAGAAUGAGCAUUUUUGCGAAUGUCGAAAUUGGUCCGCCGGUGGAGGUGUUCGCUCUCAACAAGGCUUGCAAUGAGGACCCCAACCCGAGUAAGGUUAACCUUGGCGUUGGAGCGUACCGUACGAACGAGGGUAAACCAUGGAUUCUCCCGGUGGUCAAGAAGGCCGAGGCGGCUAUCGUGGCGGAUGGUUCGCUGAACCACGAGUAUCUACCGGUGCUCGGUAUGGACAGUGUAACGAAUGCGGCCUCAACACUGCUCCUCGGUGACGAUAGUGAAGCUCUCCAGAGCAAGCGGGCGUUUGGCGUGCAGUGCCUGUCGGGGACAGGCGCUUUGCGUAUUGGUGCCGAGUUUCUGGCCCGUAUACUGAAUCGCACCACGUUCUACUACUCCGAGCCGACCUGGGAAAACCAUCACAAGGUGUUCACGUACGCCGGAUUCAGCGAAGCGCGGACGUACCGCUAUUGGCACCAGGAGAAGCGCGGCAUCGAUUUUGAGGGCAUGCUGGAAGACUUAGGAAAUGCUCCCGAGGGGGCGGUCAUUAUUCUUCACGCCUGUGCCCACAACCCGACCGGUAACGAUCCGACCGAAGCGCAAUGGAAGCUGAUUGCCGACAUGUGCGAGCGGCGCAAGUUGUUCCCGUUCUUCGACUCCGCUUACCAGGGCUUUGCCAGCGGUGAUCCGAACAAGGAUGCGUUUGCGGUGCGCUACUUCGUUAGUCGCGGUUUCGAAAUGUUCUGCUCGCAAAGCUUCGCCAAGAACUUUGGUCUUUACAACGAACGAAUCGGUAAUCUGACCAUCGUCCAGAAGGACGCCAAUACCAGUGCCGCGGUUGCUUCGCAGAUUACGCUACUAGUGCGUGGCAUGUACUCCAACCCACCGGCCUUCGGUAGUCGCAUCGUGAGCCGCGUGUUGAACGAUAAAGAGUUGCGCGCGGAGUGGAUGGAGUGCAUCAAGACGAUGAGCUCGCGUAUCAUUAAGAUGCGCAAAGCACUCUACGACGAACUUAUGGCUCUGAAAACUCCCGGGACCUGGGAGCACAUCACCCAGCAGAUUGGAAUGUUUUCCUACACCGGUUUGAACGAAAAACAAGUGCAAAUCCUAAUCAAGGAGUUUAGCAUCUAUCUGCUGAAAACGGGACGGAUCAGUAUGUGCGGACUGAACGAGAAUAACGUAUCGUAUGUUGCCAGAGCUAUCCAUGCCGCCGUGACGAGGGAAUAGUGUGCUGUGGACAUUAUGCACCGUACGACGGGAAACAGCUAGCAGCGAAAAUGAAUCGGGGGAUGCCAAUGCCGACCAUUAUCACAAUCUAAUUGCAAUCUCCAUCUCAGGGGUUGUUUUAUGAAGCUGCCAGCGUAUGUUAUUCUCCACGAAACAGCGUGUUUCAGUUAUGCAUUUUUCUCCUCAAUUGGUAGUUGCUUACAAGCAAGCGAAUGGUUAAACAAAAAUAAUAAUGCAAUGCAUUUAAAAGCUUCACAAACUGGACGAAAGCGGAACAGAGAGCAAUAACUAGUAGCCGAACGAAAGGGCGUCGUAAGAAACAUGGAUGAUAAAUGCAGAAACACAGUACAAUACAAACUAUACAACAGCAAUUGAAAAACAUACGGGUUUACCAAACAUCACUGAACACGUUUUGCCUUUCUGGUGUUUGGCUCUUUGGUAACGUAGUAAACGAUGAAUCAAGCGUAGCCAAGCGUAUGUCUCAAAUUAUUAUGUGGCACUUCUCGCCCAAACGCUUGAUAGCGUGUACCGCCACUCCACGAACAGAACAGAUUAAACUCCAUGUAUUAGAAGAGCAUUUUUAUACGACGAUCAAUGUUCAGCCACGUGCAAAACAUGAUUACGUAAAUAAAGUUUAUAACUCAUUCACAUUGUCACGACACAUUAGUGUUAUUCUUACCGUGUGUUCUCUUUAUGAGUGUAUUCCUAUUUUUUGCCGUUAACGU